Molecule: messenger RNA, 4528 nt
Organism: Cheilinus undulatus (humphead wrasse)
Lineage: Eukaryota; Metazoa; Chordata; Actinopteri; Labriformes; Labridae
Product: C-X-C chemokine receptor type 3-like
Exons: 3
Coding region: 488-1576 (362 amino acids)
Biological process (GO): immune response; chemotaxis; G protein-coupled receptor signaling pathway
Cellular component (GO): membrane
Molecular function (GO): chemokine receptor activity
Source: RefSeq, a predicted model, not a curated record
GGAGCUGACAUUUGUGAAAGCAGUUCAAUCCGAUAGGGAAGUAAUGGAAGUGCGUGCAAGUGUUUGUGAAAGGCUUUAAAGAUACCGUGAUGACGGUAAGACUGUGCGCGCUGGAAAUCUUCCAGUUUAUUAAAAAAACGCAGCCUUUCUCGUCGUAAGCUAAUUUGUAGUUCCGUUCUCCGGCGAUGGUUGUUUUUGUAUCGGGGAUUUACACGAAGUCCAUUUAAAGACGGGAUUUUUCCUUCAAAUUUAUUUUAUUUUAGGGCAGCAGGGUUAUUUGCACACCCGCUCUGGAAGUUUCUGUGCGUUUUCCGUCUGGGUUGACGGGGGCACGGCAGCUACAGGAGGUCUCUGACCUCCCUCCAAAACACGGGUCGGUGGUUUCUCAUCUGAUCCUGGUUACCCCGGUGUAAAGGGAGCCGUGCGUGUCCUGUUCAAGCACAUAAAGAUUUACGUCCUUUCAAUUUUGCAGCUCAAGCCCUCCACGAUGAGCAUGGACGUGGAGCUCGAUGGAAUAUUUCUCGAGAACAGCACCAUUGACUACGACAACUACGAGUACCAUGAUGACUUUGAGUCAAGAGGCACUGGAGCGGUGAUCAUCCCAGUUCUGUACUCACUUGUGUUAGUCAUAGGUCUGUUUGGGAAUGGACUCCUCCUGGCUGUUCUGGCUCAAAAGAGGCGAUCCUGGAGUCUAUCGGACACCUUCAUCCUCCACCUGAGUAUUGCAGACGUCCUGCUGCUGGUGACGCUACCCCUCUGGGCUGCAGAGGCCGCUCAGCCAAAUGGAUGGUGCUUUGGGGCUUUUCUCUGCAAGUUUAGUGGAGCAGUUUUCCAUAUAAACUUCUACUGUGGCAUCCUUCUGCUCAUGUGCAUCAGUCUGGACCGCUACCUGUCCAUUGUCCACGGCACUCAGCUGUACUCCCAGAGAAGGUCCCUGUUUGUCCUCAUCAGCUGCUUGUUGGUCUGGUUCAUCUCCCUGAUUAUCACAAUCCCUGACUGGUUUUUCAUGGUAGCUCAUAAAAGUUCUACACAAGAGAAAACUCUGUGCUAUCAGCUGGCGCCCCGCCUGCUCCACCACACAAUUGGCUUCCUGCUACCUACAGCCAUUCUCAUUAUCUGCUUCUCCUGCAUUGUGCAGAGGCUUCUGCGCAGCCCUAAAGUCCUGCAGUCACAGAGGGCCUUCAUCAUGCUCAUCCUGCCCUUGGUGGGGGUCUUCUUUCUCUUCUGGAUGCCGUAUAUCAUAGUUUUCAUUGUGGGCACCAUCAAAAGCAGCUCUGAUGAACCUGGUAAUGAGCAGUCUGGAAACAUUAAAGGUUCUCUGCAAACAGCUCUGAUGGUCACCAAAGCUCUGGGCUGCGUUCACGCCUGCCUCAGGCCUCUGCUCUACCUUGGCUUGCGCGGAAACUUCAGGAAGCGAGCCAUGGCCAUGCUGAGAUGUGCUACAGUUGAGGAUGACGUCUCGCUGUGGGAGCUGGGUGUGGGAGAGGAGGCGCCACCUGACCAGAGUCAUGGUAAUGAAGAAGAGCAGAGACAAAUGACCAGUGUUGAUCAUCAAGUUCAGUCAACUCAGUGCUGAUGAAUGGACAAAGUGACUCAAAAGUGAUGUGAAUGAUCCCCACCCCUGCAGGGAAGUCUUAUCAUAGGUCAUGAGUUCAAGCGCUGGAGAACUAAAUUCAUCCUAAUGAUGGGAAGUAUAUAUUUAUAAGAAAAAACUCCCUCACAUUGCAUUUAAAUGUGAAGGUCUCCAAACCAAGGGGAACUCUAAUUUCCUGUCAUUUUAUUUCGUAAUCACUAUUGCACAAUUGUUUUCUGUCACCCUGAAUCACAUAUUUUUAUUCACUUUUAGACAUAUAUAUAUAUAUUUAUAAAUUUUAUUUUUUGAUACUUUUAUCCAUUAUUUUAUAUGUAGAGAAAAACCUAUGGUGUCAUUGGUUCCUUGGACAGUGUUAAGCUCUUUUCUUGGUCAUAUUUUUUAUUGUUUGUUUAGAGAAUUGUUUCAUAUAAAAAGCUGUGUAGCUUUGGAGAGUAUAAAGGGUCAACAGUGAAUGAUAUCUGUGGCAGAUAAAGCAUGUCUUGUGGCCUUUGUGCAUCCUUUUGCAAACUAACUGUACAGGGUCCAUAAAAAGGAUUUGCCCUCUUGGAACUUUUACCCUUUAAUUGCUUUGGGCAAUUAAUCAUGAUCAAUAUAAUUUUGCUUUUUUUUUUUUUUUUGACAAAACAACUCUUUAAUGUCGAAGUGAAAAUGACUGUACAAAGUUAUCUCAAUUAAAUAAAAGUAUGUAAUGUAAAAAGUGACUGCAUCAAUAUCCACCCCCUUUAACACAGUAUUUAGUAAAUGUACUUUUGGCUACAUUCACAUCACUGUGUCUGUGUGGAUUAGGCUUACACAUUUGGACAGUACAGUUUUACUUCAUUCUUCUUUGCUUAAUCUCUGUCAGGUUGCACUGGCAUCAGUUGUAAACAGCCUUUUUAAGUCCAGCCACAUAUUUUCUAUUGGAUUGAGGUCUGGACUUUGACUCGGUCACUCCAGAACAUUUACCUUUUUGUGUUUAAACCAUUUCUGUGUUGCUUUCGCUGUAUGCUUUGGGUCAUUGUCUUACUGGAAAAUAAUAAUUCUUCCAAGCCAUAGUUCCCUUACAGAUUGAAUAUGAACCUCCUCCAGGAUUUUACUAUAUUUUGCCAACUUCAUUUUACCCUCUACCUUUACAAGCCUUCCAGGGCUGGCUGCCAAGAAGCAUCUCCACAGCAUGAUGCUGCUGCCACCAUGCUUUACAGUGGGGAUGGUGUGUUUAUGUUGAUGUAGUGUUCGUAGCGUCUUGUCUGACAGUCAGAAAGUGCAGUUUUGGUCUCAUCAGGUGAAAGAUCUUUCUGCAACAUGUCUUGGUGAAUUCUAGUCCACAUUUAAUGUGAGUUUUCUUCAACAGUGGCUUUCUGUUUGCCACUCUCCCAUAAAGCUUUCACUGGUGAAGAACCUGGGCAACAGCUGUUGUAUGCAGUCUCUUGUAUCCCAGCUGCUGAAGCUUAUAACUCCUUCACAGUAGUCAUAGGUGUCUUGGUGGCCUCUCUCACCAGCAUUCCUCUUGCACAGUCACUCAGUUUGUGAGGACAGGCUGAUCUUAGUAGAUACACAUGUGUCAUGUUUUUUUUCUGUUUCUGUUAAUAGGGUCAACUUAACUCCAAGGGAUGUUUAGUGCCUUGGAUAUUUUUGUAUCCAUCCCCUGACAUAUACUUUACAAUAACAUUUUCGCUGAGUUGCUGUGAGUGUUCUUUUGUCUUCAUAGUGUAAUGGUAGCCAGGAGUUCUGAUUGACCAGUGACUGGACCUUCCAGACACAGGUGUCUUUAUGUGACAAUCACAAGAGACACAUUCCCUGCACUCAGGUGAUCCCCAUUUCACUAACUGUGGGAUGACUAGCACCAACUGGGUGAUCUUCUGUUGAAUGAGUUUUGUCACUUUAUAGGGGGUGAAUAUUUAUGCAGUCACUUCUUUUACAUUACAUAUUUUUGUUUAAUUGUCAUUACUUUGUCAACAUGUUUUUAUCACUUUGAGAUUAAAGAGGUUUAUAUUUUGUUAUGAAAUAGAAUUUUGACAAAAAGCCAAGUUAUAUUAACCAUGAUUGAUUUGUAAUAUCAAUGAAAGGGUAAAACAUCCAAGGGGAUGAAUACUUUUUAUAGGAGCUGUAUCUAUUCUUUUAAAACAGAUGUGUAGAUUAUGCUGGGAGGCAGUAUAGCUAGUUUUCAUUCUGAAAGUAGAUGAUUAUUGAGCUGAUAUAAAUACAAAAAUGGAGCAAAACCCAGUAUAUACUCAGUAUAUUCAUAUGCAAAUACUAAUUUAUAAAGCACAUCUUAUAUACAGUACAUAUGUUCAUUGUAAAUAUGGGGCAGUAGUCCUGACAGUAUCAGAAAGUUUCCUGUUUUAAAGCUCUCAUCUUUCUGACACUGUAGUUUAUUACCUACCUGCUGAUAACACAUCAAACUGUUUCACUUUUCUUUUAACAGAAUACAGUCAGGCAGUAAAGACCGUGUAAAUUCCACUACUGGGCAGUAAUUGUGUGUAUGUCUGCUUUAAGGGAAUUUCCCCUUUAGUGAAUCCCAAGGGCUUUUUCUUCAGCCUCAUGUGUUUUGUUACAACAUUACCACGUGGACGUGGCACUGUGGGCUGACACAAUCAGGUGGUGAUGUCACCAGUCAGGUGACAGAGAGUGAUACAGGGCGAGGAAGUGGGGGAGCUCUCUGUAGCUGCUCUGUGUUUACUGUCAUUUAAAGACGUGUUUGUUCAGCGAUGAGAGAACAGUGCCAUGCUUUGUCUGUCAGGGAAAUCAGCUGGGAAAGAAGAGUGGGGUCAACAAAUGGAGGAUAGAAGAGGAGAUAAAGUGUAAACGUCACAGCACAUGCUGCUCUGAGCUGUAAAUGUGUGGUUUUAUCGGCAACCUGCUCUGCAGGUUACAGCCUGUUUCUGUACAAGGCUCAAGGCGAGACAAUCACACUGACACAUGUAAUGAGAUCUGAAAUAAAGUCAAUUUAGAGUC